AAGCAAAUCCUUUCUGUCAUUUUUUUUUUGACCUUGUUUGGAUAGUUAACAAAAAAGUAGUGUUGUGAGAGUAUAUAUAAUUAUUAUAUCAGAAGAAGAAGACUAAGAGGAAAUUUUGAGAAUAUGGAUUGGUUUAUUUGAUUUUUUUUCUUUUUUUCAGUGUUGUACUCUACUCAGACACCAGGUUGAAGAUGAGCAUGGAUUUCUCCGAGUUUACUGAAGUUGUAUAUAAUCGAAUUCAGAAACUAGAGCCAGAACAUGUGUCUAAGAUCAUUGGUUAUGUCCUCUUAUAUGUUCGUGGUAAGCAGGAUAUGAUUAGAUUAGCCUUUAGUCCCGACAAUUUGAUCCAUUCGUUGAUUAACAGAGUUAAGAAUGAUCUUGGAUUAUCACCCAAACCAGCCAUUGCUGGUCCUCUUUCACCUCCCUUGUUCAAUCGAGCAUUAUCAGACAUUCCCUUGAAAUUUGGUCUAUUCUCACCAGCUUCACCUCGCCCCUUUACGAAUCAUCGAGUUGGAAAUCCUUACUGGGAGCCUCAAAGACCUGCUGAAAAUCGUCCAAUUCAUACCUUGGAUUUUUUGCCAGAUCCUGUGACCGAUGAACGUCAACUCCAAAACCAACUUCAGUUCUUAUCUUUGGAUGAUCACUCAGACCAUGUUAAUUCAGAUUUCUCUGGUGACCACUAUUUCCCUGGACCUACAUUAGGUCCAAGAUCGAGUCGAAGAUCUUCAAGCUUGCCUGAGUUUCCUGUUAAGAUUUGUCAUUACUUUAACAAAGGCUUUUGUAAGCAUGGAAAUAACUGUAGAUACAUUCAUGGACAUCCAACUCCAGAAAGCUUCUCUCAAGUUUUCAACGCGAAUUUAAAUGAAGUAGUAACUGAUGAACAUGUCUUCUCCCCUGGAUCUCUAGAGAAACUAGAGAUGGAGCUCACUGAGCUUCUCAAAUCCAAAGGGGGUGUCCCUGUUUCUAUUGCUUCGUUGCCUAUGUUGUACUAUGACACAUUUGGCAGAACACUUCAGGCCGAAGGUUAUCUGACAGAAAGUCAGAGACACGGGAAAGCUGGAUAUAGCCUGACUAAACUCCUCGCCCGACUAAGAAACAGCAUUCGUGUCAUCGACAGGCCCCAUGGACAGCAUGCCGUUAUUUUGGCUGAGGAUAUUCCAAAAUACAUGGAAUACAAUGGAGAAAGAAAUGAACACGGAGCUAUUGUAGCUGGUUCUCGACAGAUUUAUCUGACUUUUCCGGCUGAGAGUACCUUCAGCGAGCAAGAUGUUUCCAACUAUUUCAGUCAAUUUGGACCAGUCCAAGAUGUUAGGAUUCCUUGUCAACAGAAGAGAAUGUUUGGAUUUGUAACUUUUGGUUUCUCAGAGACAGUUAAGCAGAUCCUGGCAAAGGGGAAUCCUCAUUUAGUUUGUGGAGCACGUGUUUUGGUGAAACCUUACAGGGAAAAGUCCAAGAUUGUAGAUAGAAAAUGCCUGGAGAAAGCUUAUCAAGGUUCCUGUUAUAAUCCUUUCGCUGAUGCAGAAUCUGAGCACCAAUCUUCACCCAGAGUAUGUGAAAAUUCAAGACUAUUGAAGAAACAUCUUAUGGGGGAACACGAGCGUGCAAUUGAGUUUGAGAAGAGGUGUUUUCCAGACAUGCCACAUCAUCAAAUGCGCGUUGGCUACUCAGUAGAGGAUUUGAAGCUUUCUUCAGAAGGCCAUAGCGAACAACUAGAGUUCCCAUCGGCUGAGGGUUUUUCUUACAUGCUAGAUGUAUGGAACAAUGGUUCCACUAGCAACAACAAAACUAGGCAUGUUAAGACGAAUCACUAUGACCAAGAAAGUGGUCAAGGAUUGAAUCUUCCAGAUAGCCCUUUUGCAUCUCCAAUAAGGAAUAGCAUUUCAUCUGUCACUUAGUAGGUUCAGAAACACACACAAAGAAGACUGACUUUUUGGAAUAGCAGUUUGUUGGACUUUCGACACACAAAGUACUUCACUUCUCUUCAUAUUUUCCAUAAAAACAGUAGUAAUUAAUAUAUAGUUGCUCAGCUGCCUGCAAGUACAUCUGAUCCUGCAGAAAGUACAAGAAGGUAUUUUUAUUUUUUAUUUUCUCUUAGAUGGACAUCAUAAGAAAUUGAUAUAGAAAAAGUAUCCCAAAAUGUAAUUAUGGUCUCUUUUAAAGAUUGAUGGAUAGGUGCAGAUGCAGCAGAGUUUGAUGAGCUCUCUGCUUACUAAAUAGAAAUGCCAAUGUUCCUUAGUGCUAACAAUAAAGUUAUACAUAGUUUUCAUUUCUAUUCUC
Messenger RNA from Solanum dulcamara, 2277 nucleotides. Its product is annotated as zinc finger CCCH domain-containing protein 18-like. Bases 192 to 1895 code for a protein of 567 amino acids. Lineage: Eukaryota; Viridiplantae; Streptophyta; Magnoliopsida; Solanales; Solanaceae. The record is from RefSeq and is a predicted model, not a curated record. Gene Ontology annotation, molecular function: RNA binding; metal ion binding. The transcript is spliced from 8 exons.